Ceratina calcarata is the source of this 1747-nucleotide messenger RNA. RefSeq lists its product as uncharacterized. Lineage: Eukaryota; Metazoa; Arthropoda; Insecta; Hymenoptera; Apidae. The coding region runs from base 202 to 1350 and encodes 382 amino acids. The transcript is spliced from 5 exons. The record is from RefSeq and is a predicted model, not a curated record.
CUUUUUCGUGCGACGCGAAGUUCCAUAAGGCUGCCACUCUAUCAAUCUCUCCUUGAGUGCGCAAAUUCAAUCGAAACAUGUGUGUGAAUUUGCCGGAGGCUGACCAAGGUGAUGCCGAUGGACAAUUCUGUUUUAUGUUAGAAUUACUCUUAUAAUUAGUGAAUACUGAGUAUGAAUCAGUGAAGAAAAAGAAAUAGAAAAAUGUCAUCUUAUCUACGUUCUGUUCCGAAUAAAUUUACAUCUUUUGUUAACACAAGAAGACAAGUAACUAAUAUCGAUCAUCAGUUACCAAAACAUGUUAAAUCGUCUCUGUUUUUGGAGGAAUUUCUAGGUAUACAAACAUCGAUAAAUCUGCCAAUAAAUUUGAAAGAAAACUCUUCGAAAGAAAAAUCUAUAGUCCCUGUAUCAUGUCAAAAUGUACCAGUUGUUUUUAUCGGCACUAGUAUUAAAAAACCUAAGGCACUGAGCAAAAAGUAUAAUUCUAUUAAACAUCAAAAACCUAAAUUACAUCAACAGAGACAAAUAAAUAUUCAAACAUUGAACAUGCUCGAUACCGAUUCGAGUAGUAAGAAUCUAUUGAAAAAUAAUGCAGACUGGGAAAGAACAAUUACAAAUCUCCAGAACAAGGACCUUGCUUUCCUGUAUAUAGAACCAGCUAAAAGGAUAUUUUGUCAUGCAUUACCUAAUUCAGAAAGGAAGAACGUUUUGUACUCAAACGUUUCUCCUAGCAUACAAAACGUAAAUGAAACGCAACCUUCUGAAGAUCGUAAACCAUCCGAAGCACAGUUGCAAAGUAUAUUUGAUAUUCUUCGUGAAGACUUACCAUUACUGUUCGUUAAACCAAUGGAUUAUAGAAUAUAUACACAGGAUUUACAAUUUGUGAACAAUAUUAAAGGGACAGUAAGUACCGGUCUCACUCCAUAUAUGAAACAAAUAAUGUUAUUAAAACUAGUAGGUCAUUUAAAGUACGCUUAUAUUAAAUUAAACAUUUUAAAAAUGACUAUGCACCCUGAAGACAGUAGUAUUAAAGUUCGUUGGCGCAUAGUAGGCAUUUCUGGUACACGGGUAUUUCUUACAUUUUGGAAAUUCAAAGUCUGGAAUGUUAAAGAGCAGAUAAACGAUACGUCGGCAUGGUACGAUGGUUUUUCUACGUUUUAUAUCAAUAACGACGGCAAAAUUUUCAAACAUGUUGUGGAUAAAAUGAUGCCUGAUCAAGACGUAGAAGAGAAAGUGAAAACACCGAUCGAACCGAAAUUGGCAUUAUUCACAGCGUUGUUGAGUUUAAUAGAUAUGCAUUACUUUGUUAAAUUCUGUUCCAAAAAAUAUCUUCAAUCGCUUCGAAUAAAAUAACUUUAAUACAGUUUUUUAAAUUAUUACACUUGAUGAACAAAGAUUAAUAAAUAAUGAAACUGCACCGUUCAUAUGAUACAUUAUUUAAAUGCAUUUGUAGAACUGCAGCCGGAAUUGAAAUUGCAACUGGAAUAUUUAUACUUUAUGCAAGUGUGACUACAGAUACUUUGUGCUAGAGAGAUGUUGCUACUUAUGUAGUAUGUAUUUAAUUUAGACAUAGAGCGGUACGUUAUACUGUCCUCAUCUUAUUAAAGCCAUACAAGUAUUCACUGCACUGCUGACUGGUAUGUGAUUAUUCGUGGAUAAUAAUUUAUUAUUAACUUUAUAUAUUUUGGAUAAUUACCAGAUUAUAACAUUUAUCCUAUAUAUGUCAUAAUAAAACAAUGGUUGAUGAUAA